CAUGUGAUCAAAGACAGAGCAGAGGAAGUGAACAUUUUGUAGCGAAUAAAUGUUUUCAUCACAAAAGAUGUGCAAUAUUAACAUGGCAAAUCAGGAAUGUAACCGCCGUAGAUGCUAACUAUCAACUUUUUGGUGUUGUGCACAAGAGAGAAUGAGUGUGAAGGAGAAAGCCAAAGUGUUCGAAGAUAGACACUCUGGAGAAAGUCCCCCGCCCAGGAAAAAGAACCGUGAAGAGCUGAUCGAGCACAGUGAUGAUGGAGAUACUCUUGGAGAAAGGCAUACUACAGGACCUCCUGUGCCGCCACCCAGGAAAUACAAAAAGAAUGGAACAACAAGACCUAAUGAAAUGUCAAGUCCAAGCACAGAAAGGAAAGAGAACAUGAAGCCAGAAUUAAAUGCGGCAAAACCCACAAGCGAUUUGGAUUCAAUGACAAGCAAAAAGCCACCAAGACCUCCCCCACCGCCAAGAGGAAGCUCUCUUGGGCGGAAAAGUACACUGCUCUCAAAUGCCCAGUCAUUGCCAUCUGGUGAGAAAAAGAAAAAACCUCCUGUCCCACCAAAACCAAAGAAUUAUGUUCCAAAGAAAGUCUCAUCGCCGAAUGCUGUCCUUGUAAAGAAUGAUAACAGUAGUGCGUGUCAAGCAGCAAAAGAGAGAGCUGAUUCAGUGCCAGCAUCUCCUACUGCAUCUGAUGAACACAAGUCACAGUUUUUCCUCACACUGGAAAAGGGGAAUUAUACUGUGGCUCCUUCUAAAGGCUGUGACUCUACAACUACAUCAAACUCUUUUGUUUCCCCAGAAAGAAAAAAUGAUGCUUUAAAAUCAAAAGAGAUUGAAUCAAAAGGGGAGGUUUUAAGUGUUAAAGGAAUCAAUAAUGUUAGGAACGGUGUGACAGACACUAGUGUGCUUGAAAAUGGAGUGGCUUCCCAGCACGGGAAGACUAUUUUGCUAGAGAAGAUAACUUCUGGAAAAGAUAUGCCAGAUCCUUUGGAAGGUCUGGAAAUAACUGUUGAUGAAUUUAGCGAGGAAGAAGGUGACUUUGAUCCAACAGAUCAUGAAGAUGAGAAGGAAAAUGGCAGCUCUGCUGAUUUGGUAGAAGUUAAUGGGAUAACAGAUAGUUUGACUGGACAUGGUAAACAGAAUGUUAAGAUUUUGUACUGCGUUGAGCUGGAGGAAGAAUGUUCUGUUACCAGGAUAGAUGAUACUGCAGAGAGACAGAAACUUCAUCAUGAUGAUGUUUCAUUGACUAAAACUGCUCAUGUGUCUGAAGUAGAGGAAAUAAACAAAUCACAUAUUAGUUUGGAUGAUCAGUUUGUCCAACGUUGUGAAGAAACUCCCGAUGAAAGGUCUCUUGAAGGAGGAGAUGUGGAGGAAAGUUAUUAUUCUGAGCCUUUGACAAAGGAGUCCUCCGAGGAAGAACAAAAAGAAGGAGAAAUCAGUGAUAGUAAUGAAGUAAAUAAAAAAAUUGAGAAAUUUGCAGAAAUUGAACUUGAAAAACCAACAGAAGAUGAAGAGAUGUGUGACAUAGACAUUUUGGAUGACCUCAGUGAUGAUGAUCAGGAGAACAUGUUAGAAGGCAAUAUGUCUAUUGAGGAGUUCUACAAAACAACUAUGGAUCAGGAUGUUGAACUUGAAGCUGAUUGGCAGCUAGGGGAUUUAGAUUCACGGCAAGUUGAAUCAGUGGAGGGGAGUAAAGAAGACAUGGAUACUGUUACAGAGUUGAAAGAGGAUGAACCACAGGAAAACAGCGAAGUGAUUUUAGCUGAAGCCAUAAGAGAAGGUACUUUAAUAUCUGUGACUGAUCAUGUAGUCUCUGAAAGAGCUACUGAAGUUGUGGAAGAGGAUAGCCAUGAGGUACCCGCUAAUGAAGAUUCUGAGGAUUUAGAAGAUAAACUAGUAAAGGAAGAGUUGGAAAUCACUGCUUCCUUUUCUGAGGGUGAGCAAAUCGUCCAAAAAACAGAUUCUGAAAAUUUGAUGGAUGAUUUCCGAAAUGAAACUGAAGGGCAGUUACUGCCUGAUGUAGCAAUGACAUUUUCUGAAGAAGUGGAAUCUGAAAAUGUAGUCAUGUCGGAAUUGAAUGAAGAAGAAAAAUCUGAAGAAAAUGUACUUGUUGAGGACUCAGUCUCUGAGGAUGCUAGUAAAGAGGAAGAUACUAAAGAUACAGAAGAUUCUUGUUCUAGUGAAAAUGUAGAACAAGUUGAAGUGAACAGUGAGGUGGCAGCUUCUAUAGCAGAUUCCACAUUGUUAGAGACAUCAAAAGAAGUAGUUGAAUUUAUUGUCAAUGCUGUCGCCAUUUCUACUGAAGACGAAGACAAGGAGAAUAAUGUUACUGCUCCAUCUGUUGAAGAACCAGCAUCACAAGAAGAUGAAAAUGCAGAGGAAGCACACUCACCAACAUCUCCACAGCCAGUACGCCCAGAAAGGCGCAAUCGCCAGGCUAGACAACAAAAGAAUGCUUAUGAAAAUAUUAAACCCACCAAAAAACAACCAGUGGAGUUAAUUAAGAGUGGUACUGCAGUGAGGAAAACUCAAUCCUUUAGUAAAUACGAGACAGUUGUUCUGUCCCUGCCACGCCCUGCUCAACGUGUGUCUGACGAUGAGGCAAUUUAUAGAGUUCCUAGAGUGAUACCAGUUGAGAGCUAUGCUAAUGAUGAGUCUGAGUAUAGUGUUCCUUAUCAGAUUUCAUCUUAUAGGACUGUCCAAGAUAAUGAAUAUGCUGUGCCGAAACCAAUCGUAGUUCAGGCUUGUACAGUAAGAGACAGGAGCGAGACCAAUGAGGGAGAUGUAUACUCUGUGCCCGGUCAAGUAACAUCAGUACCUGUGGUGGAAACAUUUGCAGAGCCUUCCAGUAAUGAGCUUGUUCAGGCAGUUCCACAGGAGGGUAAUGACAUGUAUGCCGUCCCUGUUCAAGAACAGCCCAAAAGUGUCUCUGUUGCCUCUGUUCCUGCUGAGAAAGCACAUCAGAAAACUGUUACUGUUUUCCCCAUUCCUGUUGAAGAAGCACCACAGAAAAAAGUAACCCCUCCUCCAAAACCACCAAGAUGGAGUCUUACAAAAGAUGACAUGAACAUCAAGUUUGAUUUGGGAAGUUUUCCCAGUUCUGUUAACUCUGAGACAACAGCAAGGGAGUCCCCUAAGCCACUCCCAAGGACUAGAGAACAGAGAAAUUCACCAAGCCCUGUUCCAAGAAAGAGCUCCAAAACAGCUGAAUCAUCAGAAUCUGCCACACCGCCGAAAGGGGAUUCCCCUAUCCCAGCUCCGCGAAGUCGCUUGAAUGCUCUUCAAAACAGUAGGGAGGGGACUUCCUCAAAUAUUUCAUCAUUGGAGCUUUCCAUGUUGUCAUCUUCUGAGGUCUCUACACAGGAAAGCACAGAAGAGGAGUCAACCAUUAAACGCAGGCCUCCACGACCACCGCCACCCAGUGGCAGAGCAAGCUUUUUAAACAAUGAGGGUAACAUGCUGCCUCCUGGGUCUCCUGGACCAUUUGGACAUAAUUUAGAUUCAGACUCAGAUUCUGAUGUUGGAGAAGAGACUCCCACAAAGGGUCCAGCCAAGCCUAAGACAUACUACAUCGCUCAUGAAAUUCUCACAACUGAACGUACAUUUGUGGAUGCUUUGAAGCUUGUCUUUGAGGAAUGCUAUGGUACAAUCAAGAAUGCAAAUGUUAUAGCUGAUGCUGUUCUGGGUGACAUUUUCCGGGAUUUGGAAAAUAUUUAUUUGCUGGACUCUAAAUUUCUCCAGGAGUUAGAAGAAAGGAUGAAAACAUGGGAGGAACAUGAGAGAAUUGGGGACAUUAUCAAGAAAUAUGGACAUUUCUUGAAGAUGUACACCCAGUAUGUGAAUGGUUAUGACAAAGCCAUGAGUGUCUUUCAAGACACGAUGAAGGAGAAUGCAGAAUUUGCAAACUUGGUUUCUCAAUUCCAGGCAAGUGAAAGAUGUAAUGGUAUGAUUCUGUCAGCUUACAUGCUGAAACCUGUACAGAGGAUACCAAGCUACAGACUUCUUCUAAUUGACUAUCUUAAACAUUUACCCAAGGAUUCUGAUGAGUCAAAAGACACAGAGAUCACACUGAAGAUUGUGUCAGAGGUUGCGACCCAUAUUAAUGAAUCCAUGAAGAAGAUGGACAGUUUUGAACAGAUGUUAAAACUCCAAAGAAUGCUUGUCGGACACCCAGAGAUCGUUAAAGCUGGGCGGGAUUAUCUAAAAGAAGGAACACUGAUGAAGUUGUGUCGGAAAGACAUGCAAGAAAGAAUGUUUUUCUUGCUAACUGAUGUUCUUCUUUACACCACCCCUGUGGGUGGUAACCAGUACAAGCUGAACAAAAUGUUGCCUCUCCUUGGAAUGCAGGAUUAUCUAAAAGAAGGAACACUGAUGAAGUUGUGUCGGAAAGACAUGCAAGAAAGAAUGUUUUUCUUGCUAACUGAUGUUCUUCUUUACACCACCCCUGUGGGUGGUAACCAGUACAAGCUGAACAAAAUGUUGCCUCUCCUUGGAAUGCAGGUGCUUGUACCAGAUUCUCCAGACUUUGUAAAUGAAUUCAGUAUUAUCAGCACUACAAGAUCAUUCACUCUCACCGCAAGCACCCCAGAAGAAAGAGAUCAGUGGGUCGAGGCUAUCAAUAAUGCCAUAGACGUCGUUACAAAAAGGAAAAUCACUUUCGUCAGCAAGACAAGAGAUGCCGCGGCACUGGGAAUACAGGAACAAGAUGGUGAUUUCAAACUUGGUGAGAAGGCUCCUGUGUGGAUUCCCGAUGCUCGUGUUACAAUGUGUAUGAGCUGCACAUCACCAUUCACUCUCACAAACCGCAGACAUCACUGCCGAGCCUGCGGAAACGUAAGUAGAAACAUGUAGAGAGUGUGUUUUGUAAUGGAAUUGUUAGCAGUUACUGGAAGUGGUUUUUAUGAUAUCCAGAAAUAUAACCAAGGGCGGCAUAAGUGUUAUCAGUCGAAAAACCAAAUGCUGAAGCUUAUGACAGUUACCUAAACCUUAAUUAUUCCCGAUAUUAUAAUAGUAGAACUGGACCUAACAAUGAUUUAUUAGUCAAGAACGGUUUUCGUUCGAGUGUCCAAAAGUUCGUUGCCUUUUGCCUCUGUGUCAAAGCCAGUCUUCGUGCCAAACCAUUCAUAUGAACAUGUGUUCCG
Molecule: messenger RNA, 5139 nt
Organism: Orbicella faveolata
Lineage: Eukaryota; Metazoa; Cnidaria; Anthozoa; Scleractinia; Merulinidae
Cellular component (GO): cytoplasm
Molecular function (GO): guanyl-nucleotide exchange factor activity; metal ion binding
Source: RefSeq, a predicted model, not a curated record